Molecule: messenger RNA, 525 nt
Organism: Colletotrichum godetiae
Lineage: Eukaryota; Fungi; Ascomycota; Sordariomycetes; Glomerellales; Glomerellaceae
Exons: 1
Coding region: 1-525 (174 amino acids)
Biological process (GO): carbohydrate metabolic process
Cellular component (GO): extracellular region
Molecular function (GO): cellulose binding
Source: RefSeq, a predicted model, not a curated record
AUGUACUCAGUCAAUCUUCUCACAGCGACGCUGUUGGCGACCAGCAUGGUUCUUGCAAAAUUGACAACUAAUACCGUCACACGUAGGUUCCGUUUUCGAGAUAUUCGCAAGGCCAACCUCACAGGUCCAAAACAUGUUAACAUACCCAAAGCGACUUCACUCCGGCCUUUGGCAGCCAUCACAACCGCACCAACCUCCUCCACAACCCCCCCAAGACGCGCCAUCGUGACAGUCACCGUCUCCAGCUGGACGACCCAAAUCAUCACUAGGACGCAAAUCGAUACUGUAAUCGAGACAAUCACCGUCUGGGUCCCGCCGUCGACGACCAUAUCGACGGUCCGAUCGACUUCGAGCUCAUCUGUAGCAUCUUCUUCGCGAAGCGCUUCUGUUACGACACCUCCCGUCUCCGAGCCAACGCAGAGCAAGUAUGGGCAGUGCGGGGGGUCGAGUUAUGUCGGUGCUACGAGGUGUGCUGCUGGGAGUACUUGUAGUGUUUUGAAUCAGUGGUAUUAUCAGUGCUUGUAG